This is a messenger RNA of Ostreococcus tauri, 1014 nucleotides long. RefSeq names its product unnamed product. NCBI's taxonomy places the organism in Eukaryota, Viridiplantae, Chlorophyta, Mamiellophyceae, Mamiellales, Bathycoccaceae. The transcript has 2 exons. The record is from RefSeq and is a predicted model, not a curated record. Bases 1 to 1014 code for a protein of 337 amino acids.
AUGGCUUCGAGAGCGAGAGAUCUGGAGAAAUCUCUCGCCGAGCCGUGGCCCGCCCAUCGAUGCGCGUCCUCGCUCGACGACGCUUUAGUGUGCGAGUUGAAAAGUCGUUUCGCGAUCAUGACCCCGUUGGCGAGGAGAGGGGCGCUGUACGCGAGCGUGUUGGCGCCGAAACGAGCGGGCGCGAACGCGCGCGUGUUGGCGCUCAGAGAGGUCGCGAUCGAGGAUUCCGAUGAAUGGGCGCGUCACACGGCGAUGGCGAUCGAUGGGAAGGGUGAACGUUUUGACGUAGAUCGCUUGCGUAUCGAGGUCAAGGCGGUCGACGUUGUGGUGAGGUCGAUUCGAGAGGCGAUAGCGAACGCGAACGCGAGCGGUUCAGUGGUGAAGAUGACGUCCAAGGCGGAGAUGUACCUGGCACCGAAGAGUGGUUCGAGCGAGACGCACGGACACUUCACGCUUCGAGAGCGCAGGGCACCGAAGAAGCGACCGAUUUCUUCGGGACGCCCAACUCCGAUGGCGAACGUGUCGACGAUCAACCGCGCGGCAAAGCAGGAGGCUUCGAUGUUCGCUCCGACGCGAAAACCUAUGAGCGGAGGUGCAUCCUUCUUGAGAGACACUAGUCGCGCGGGCAGUUUUGGCGCUCGAGCGAGAGCCGGUGCCGAUCGUCCGGGAGCGAAAACGAUGGUUAUCGAUGUUGCAGAGGCUGCCGCGUUGGGAGUGUCUGCAUCGGCGGACCCGCUCCGAAUGCAAGCUCAGGAGGAGCGCGAGCGUAAACGUCAACGCGAAAAGGAAGCAAAAGAGGAGCGCAUCAAGCGCUUGAUGGAAGAACGGGAGGCGAGGAAACAGGAGGAAUUGAGUCGGAAGCGACAGCGCGAUGAAGAAAUUUUGGAAAAGAAGAAGGCAUACCGAGCAGAAAUCGAGGCGAAGCGAGCAAAGCAACGCAUCGACGAAGCACAAAAGGACACCAUCCACACGCCGUCGCCGACUGACGACGCUCCGAGCAGAAACUGGUCUUAA